Molecule: messenger RNA, 1463 nt
Organism: Ooceraea biroi (clonal raider ant)
Lineage: Eukaryota; Metazoa; Arthropoda; Insecta; Hymenoptera; Formicidae
Product: THAP domain-containing protein 1
Molecular function (GO): sequence-specific DNA binding
Source: RefSeq, a predicted model, not a curated record
AAUUUUAAUUUUUUUAUAAUACUUUUACUUUUAAUUGUAUAAGUUAAAAAUAAAAUUAUUUAUAUAUUAACUAUUAUCUUCAAAAAAGCUGAGACCAGCUGGAUUUCCGGUUUCGGCCAUGAGAUCUGAUGGAACAUAACGACAGUGCAUGCGUGGUAGUGUAUAUGUGAGACCCGUCGUACUGAUAUCUGCUACUACUUAUAUUAGGUCUGUCGCGUUACUCACACUUUUUGCACUUAUGUCUCUUCAUUUUUUCUCUGUAACAUCCAUUUAUGUAUCUAUCUCAUUCUAAGUACAGAAAGUUCUAGAGAUUUCAGGUAACGCGAACAAACCUAUUGUUGUAAGUAAAAAAAAGCAAUAACAAUGCCUAACAGGUGCUGCAUUGCAAAAUGCAAAAAUACAAACAAACAGGGUUAUCAUUUAUUUCAAUUUCCGAUAAAGCGUCCAGAUAUUUUACGAAUGUGGCUGAAUGCAAUCGGAAGAGAUUUCACACCCACAAAAAGCCAUGUAAUCUGCAGUGCUCACUUUUUACCUGCAGACAUUAUGGAAAAAGCUAACGUAAGCGGUGUGGUUUUAAAGAAUCUGGCUGUGCCGUUUCUAUUUCUGGAGGCUCCUGCUUCUAACAUUGCUCCUACGAUGAAAUCUGGCAUUAAUUCUGCGAUAGAAUGUGGCACUACUCCUGCUCCUACACCUGCUGUGAAAAAUGUGCCUGCAAUUCUGUGGAAGAGUAUAUUAAAACCAAAGAACGCAACAAUUCCAUCGCUGACACAACUUGCAAGCGCUACAGGUAAUACUGUAAAACUGACCAUGCGAAAGCCGCCGAAAGUCAUGGACAGUUCACUUAUCAAUUUGAAGAAGCAGGAAAUGAGUCCACAGAAAAAGCGCAUGUGGAGAACGAUUAAAACGUUGAAGCAGAAGCUAAGGAGAAAAGAAGAAAAAAUUAAUUCAUUGAAAAAUCUAUUGAAAACUCGACAGUAUGAUAACAAAUUAUCCAGCAAACACCAAGCAACGGUUAGAACGAAUGGAGUAAUAGAAACAGAAAGAAGAAAGGUUGCGAUGAAAUAAAAAAAUUUGUGCAGAAACUCUACAUUUUUAUUCGCUGAAGACCUGUACUAUUGCAGAUCGAUUCUACAUUUGCUGCAUAAAAGCAGCAUCAGAAAUUAGGGAGCAGGCACAUGGAGCGUAACUUGCGUAAGCGUAACCUGCGCUGACCAAUCACAUCGUUCCGUUUGAAUAUCAGCUUCCGUCUAGUUAUUUUACGCUUUUUGCGCUAUUGCCGUUACGCCGAAUCCAAUUUCUAGUGGAAGAUACGCUGAUGCAUGUGUGUUAGUGCGUAUCGUGCGGAUUUUUCUUGUAUAAAUCUGAAAGGACAACUUUACUGUUCUAGUAAGAGUGUCGUUUAAAGUAGUGUAAUUAUAUCGAAUUAUUUUCGGGAGAAACUUUAUAAUAAAUCUUUAAAUAUC